This is a messenger RNA of Closterium sp. Naga37s-1, 756 nucleotides long. The record is from the annotation of a GenBank genome assembly. NCBI's taxonomy places the organism in Eukaryota, Viridiplantae, Streptophyta, Zygnematophyceae, Desmidiales, Closteriaceae.
AUGGCCCUGUGGGAAUACGUCCUUAAUUGGUUACGCAGUCUAUUCUUCCAGCAGGAGAUGGAGCUCUCGCUCAUCGGCCUUCAAAACGCCGGCAAGACGUCUCUUGUUAACGUCAUCGCUACUGGCGGUUUCAAUGAAGACAUGAUCCCAACGGUGGGCUUUAACAUGCGCAAGGUGACGAAAGGGAAUGUGAGCAUAAAGCUGUGGGAUCUGGGCGGGCAACCGAGAUUCCGGAGCAUGUGGGAGAGAUACUGCCGAGGCGUGUCAGCCAUCGUCUAUGUGGUGGAUGCAUCAGACCAUGACAACAUUCCAGUGUCACGCAGAGAGUUGCAUGAGCUGCUCAGCAAACCGUCUCUUGCUGGAAUCCCGCUGCUGCUGCUGGGGAACAAGUGCGACAAGGCAGAAGCCGUUUCACGGGAUGCCCUCAUUGAAGCAAUGGGAUUGAACCAGGCAUCUCUUUCGUUGUCCAACCCCCCGCCCACCAUGGCUUCCCUUUCUUUCGCCGCCUCCGUCGCCACGUGCCCUGCAGCGGUCGCUUCCCCGUCAACCGCGCCGGUUUCCUCGCGGCGACUAAACUUCGAGUCGGCGCACCACGUGAACAAGAAGGCGACGGGCCGCCACGUGGCGACGCGGCCGAAGAAGCACGCGGUGUGGGACAGGAAGCGCGGCGGAACCAAGGACUACGGGCCGCUGCCCGAGGCGCCUCCCGUCUGGCGUAUAGAGGAGGAUGAGAAGGCUCCGGCCGCUUCGUCUUAG